UUACACAAAAAUAAAUUUUUAUAAAUUAUAAAAUUUUUUUUUUCAUGUAUUAAAAGUUAUUGCUUUGCUUUCUAAUAUCAUAUGAAUUGUCAUGUCAUGAUGAAGCUAAUCAUUUGAGUUGUUUUUAUUUUUUUCAAUGGCAUUAAACAGUGGAGCAAACUUGGUGGAUCAUUUUACAGAGAAAAAAUACCUUACUGUAUCACAUAAUACAAACUGUUCGAAAACUGUUUACAAUGAAAUAUGUGAAGAUGUUGGUGAGCAAAUUAAAUGCACAUAUUGCAAUAAUAUGUUUAAAAACAAAACUUUGUAUGAUGAACAUCUGAGAAAUCAUAAUGAAAGCACUGAUGUUCGUUGUUCUGAUUGCUCGUUGAGAUUUUUUCAGCUUCAUCAUUUGAUUACUCAUAUCACAAGCGAUCAUUGGACGUCUGGCAAUAUUUGUUAUAAAUGCAACAAGAUGUUUUCUGAUAUGGGAUCUGCCAAAAAACAUUUCAGGGCGCUUAAUUGUGCUAAGUUUUUAACUGAACUGAAAUCAUUCGGGGCAUCGCCAAAAACGUUAAAAACAUUCUCAUGUCUUAUCUGUGAAAUGUUUUUUCCCACUGAAAAAACGUUACAAAAACAUUGUCUAACACAUACUGGAGAUAAAGCAUUUAAUUGCUCAAAAUGUCAGAAAUCGUUUUCAACGAAAGGAAAUUUUAAACAACAUUACAGAGCUAUUCAUGAAGGCAAAAAAAGAAGAUAUGAAAAGUUGGUAAAAGAAGGAAAGCAUUUGUUUUCUUGUAAAACUUGUUCACGAAUGUUUGCAUUUAAAUGUGAUUUGAAAACGCAUAUGAGGUCGCAUACAGGAGAAAAACCAUAUACAUGUGAGAUUUGCAAAAGAUCGUUUUCUCAGAGAGGUAACCUCAAUAUUCACAUAAAUCGUUAUCACACAAAUCUUCAAAAGAAACUCGUCGUGAAAAAAGCUUCUUAUAAAUUUGAAAAUCAGUUCAAAUUAAGCACAAGUCCGCAGGAUUGUUCUGAAAAUACUUUUAUGUAUUCGCAGUUCAAAAAAUCAGUUUCCAGUCCAAAAUACGAUCUUGUAAACCAAGUUAUCAUAUAUCCUCAUUCAAUGCAGAAUAAUCUAGAUCUAUUAGCAGAAACAAUUGUUGCUGAUUUUAAGGGAGGUUUGUUCCGUUCUUCUUCAGAGAGAUUAAAUAGUACUGAAUCAUGGAACAUUCAUAGUAAGACAUCUAACCAUUUUCCUAGUCAAAUUUGCCCUAAAAGCGAUCUAUAUUCCUAUAAUAUGUCAUCCAAUAUAUCUGACAGUUGUUUAUCGCCACACAUGAGUGAUACUGUUUUGGAAACGAAUGUCAUUAGUUUUUAUCCUAAAUGCGAAAAGAAUGCUGUCUCGGUUUUAGUUGAAAACGAAAAGUCUUACAAGGAGGAAUCAAAAGAGUUGAACUCGAUAUCUUCUAAAAAUAGAGAACUUGAAAUUUCUUCUAGUUAUAGAGUAAAUGGUUUACAGAUUACAAACGAACAAAAUGAUUCUCGUCGCUUUGCUAUUUUCAAAGACAGUUACCUAUAUCCAACAAACAACUCAAAUUAUUUUACUUGUGCGCAAACUAAAAGCAUUACAGUGACAUCAGGUGAUCCGGAACCAGAUUGGGCGGAUUGGUUUCAGUCAUUUACCUCCAAACUUUCAGCCGGUACAUCUGUUAUAAAAAAUGUUAACGAUGGACAAGUGCAAGAUGUGGAUAUUGACUUUAUUGCGAUGUUGUCUCAGCAACAACCUUUUAUAAAAUAUUAAUAAAAAUAAAUAUAAACUAUUAUAA
Molecule: messenger RNA, 1808 nt
Organism: Hydra vulgaris (swiftwater hydra)
Lineage: Eukaryota; Metazoa; Cnidaria; Hydrozoa; Anthoathecata; Hydridae
Product: zinc finger protein Xfin
Biological process (GO): regulation of gene expression
Cellular component (GO): nucleus
Source: RefSeq, a predicted model, not a curated record